Molecule: messenger RNA, 198 nt
Organism: Tinamus guttatus (white-throated tinamou)
Lineage: Eukaryota; Metazoa; Chordata; Aves; Tinamiformes; Tinamidae
Source: RefSeq, a predicted model, not a curated record
CCCGCGCCCCCGGCGCAGCUCAAGUGGUGCGCCUGGAUCGCCGUCUACUGCUCCUUCAUCAGCUUCGCCAACUCGCGCAGCUCCGAGGACACCAAGCAGAUGAUGAGCAGCUUCAUGCUCUCCAUCUCGGCCGUGGUCAUGUCCUACCUGCAGAACCCGCAGCCCAUGUCCCCUCCGUGGUGACACCGCGUGGUCUGC